Prorocentrum cordatum is the source of this 753-nucleotide messenger RNA. NCBI's taxonomy places the organism in Eukaryota, Dinophyceae, Prorocentrales, Prorocentraceae. The record is from the annotation of a GenBank genome assembly.
AUGAGAGAGCCAGUGCAGGAGCUGGCCACAUCUAUUUCCAUAUUGAGACGAAUGUUGAUAUCGGAGAAGAGUUUACAUCAGCAGAGCGCCUGGACAGAGACUACCAUUGCCAGGAUGAUGCUGCGCGUCGAAGCAGCCAACAAAGAAGUCGCAUCGCUCAAGGACCACCUCCAGGCGAAGAUCAACGUCAGAGACAACCUCCAGGACCAGCUGGACGCGCUGAGGCGCACCAAGAUGGAGAUACACCAGCUCAUGGAGGCGGAGAAGCAGCAGAAGGAGAUGGAGAGCAGCACGGACAUGGACGAGGACAAGCCGUGCCAGGGCGUGGUGGUCUUCCCCGAGCGCCCGAUAGAGGAGUCCCCUCCAUGCGCGACCUCAACACCAGCAUCGACACCAGCUGCGUCCACUACAGGCACGGCACCGUCCAGCGCCAGCAUCCAGCAGGCAGUCCAGAUGCAGGUCGAAGCUCAGCUGAAGCCCAUGGCGGACCAGAUGAUGCAGAUGCAGCAGAUGAUGGAGGACACGCCCGCGGGAUGGAUCACGGUGGAGGAGAGGGCCGCGGCCAUCGAGAGCGGCUCGGAGGGCGGACAGCGCCCUGCCAACGACAAGGGCAAGUCGAGGACGGCCAUGGCAGCUUUCCGCAAGCCUCAGAGACGGUCGGACAUCGAGACGGUCGCCAAGACAGCAGAGGAUCACAGAGUGCCGAGCAGCGAUGCCGCCCAGAUGGGUCCCUACGCGGAGAGCGAGUACUGA